AUGGAGAAAUCAGUGGAGGUUGUUGAGUUACAAGGGCCAUUGAAACUGGACCCAGAAUGCUUCGGUUACUAUAAAGUCUCGAUCCAGCAGGUCAUCUCAAGUAUUGACAUGGAAGCUUGGUUUGCAGUGGAGGACGGCUGGUCUCAUCCAACUGAGAAGAAUGAAGAUGGUGAACUGGUGCAAAAACACAGAAAGAAGUGGACAGCUGAAGAAAAGGCUGAGGCCAAGCACAAUUCGCAGGCGUUGUCUGUCAUCUUCAAAUCUCUGCCAAGAAAUAUCUUCAACCAAGUUCAAGGUUGUGUGUCAGCUAAAGAGGUGUGGGACAUUCUGGUCGUCACUUUUGAAGGCACUUGUCCAGUUAGGCGCACGAGGCUGGACAAUCUUGCAUCUGACUUUGAGAACCUGCAGAUGACUGAAACCAAAUCUGUGGCAGAUUAUAGUAGUCGGUUGAGUGGUAUUUCUCAAGAGCUUGUUGAAUCUCAGAAGCUUGAAGACGAAGAGAAGGUUGGUCUGUUGGUUAAGAAGUAUUUUCGCAAGAUGGAAAGAGGAAGAGUGAUAAGUCAGUGUGCUGAGUGUGAAGGGUAUGGGCAUUACAAGGCUGAGUGUCCAAACAACAAACGAAAGCACUCCCUACAAUGUUAUGGAUGCAAGGGUUUUGGUCAUACCAAGACCGAUUACCCCUCACAAGGAAAUAAGCAGAAGUCCUACAUCACAUGGAGUGAGAGUGAUUCUGAUGAAGAAGAUAACAAAGGUGAAAUUCUGAACAACUUUGUGGCUCUGCUGGGAGUCAUCGAAGAAGAUGAAGGAGACGAAGCUCUGUUGUUAAAAGAAGACUUUGACAAGAAGAUUGAGUCUGACUCAGAUGGAGAGGAGGUUGACUUGUCAAUGGAAGAUCAGAUAGGGCUUCUUAUUCAGACUAUUGUGCAAAAGACACAAGAUAACAGUGAGCUGUCUGUCGAGAGAGAUACGCUUCAGAUGAACAUUGCAAUGCUGUCUAAGGAACUAAGUGAAGAAAAAGCCAAGUCUCUGCGUCUUGAGAAGCAAUUGGAGGAACAACUGAAGAACAUUAGGAUGCUGAGUAAAGGAACUAAAGAUAUGGACAUCUUGCUCAGUACUGGACAAUCAAGCACUGCAAAGUGGGGUUUGGGGUAUCAAGGAAUCAACUCUGACAAGUCCACGCAAUUUGUUAAAGGGCAGAACUCUGAGCCGAAACUCAAAGAACAACCUGUUGCAUCAAACGGUCAACGUAAUCAGUUCCCUAAGGUGAACCUGCAUCCCAGGCAGAUGAUUAUGCAGCAUGAGAAUGGUGGUUUCUAUCCAACUGUUAGAAGAGUUAGUCAAGGGUAUGUCAGGAAAGAUGAUCUCUAUUGUCAUGUUGCGUACACAGCAGAUAGAACUGAGGUUAAUCAGGCUAAAUGGUAUUUUGACAGCGGAUGCUCCAGACAUAUGAUAGGUGCUCUUGACAAUUUGUCUCAUAUAGAAGACGUUGCUGGUGGAAGAGUCACAUUCGGAGAUGAAGGAAAGGGCACAAUCCGAGGAAAGGGUGCAACUAGUGGUGACACUCAACCACAUCUAAAGGAUGUGUUCUUGGUGAAUGGUUUGAAGGCCAAUCUGAUCAUUGUCAGUCAAUUGUGUGAUGAAGGGUUGGAUGUUACUUUUACCAAGAAGGACUGCAAAGCCGUUGAUCAACAAGGGUCUGUCAAACUCAGAGGAAGACGAUCUGGGAAUAAUUGCUAUAUGUGA
Camelina sativa (false flax) is the source of this 1743-nucleotide messenger RNA. Lineage: Eukaryota; Viridiplantae; Streptophyta; Magnoliopsida; Brassicales; Brassicaceae. The record is from RefSeq and is a predicted model, not a curated record.